UUCUCUAUGCCGACCCCAGCACUAGAUGGCUCCAGCGACGCACAUCAUUUAUUUCUGCCCUUGGUCCUAGUAAUGCAUAUUUUCACGAUGACGACUACAUAUAUUGACCAGGCACGACGAUAUGUCACGGUUUGUGUGUUGAUAUCUUUUCUAGACUGAACAUCGAGAAGAGAUGGAGGGAACAAGCUACGUGGAGCUCUGAAUUGAGGAAAAACUUUUAUGCUGCAGUUCAUUAUAUGGGCGUGAGCAACGGGUGUUUGCGGCUGAUAAUGCUUCCACCGUGACCAACAGCAGUCUUACCUCUCCAUUUUUCUCCUGCAUUUACCUCUCGUUCUAUUGUGGAAAGAUGAUGACCCCGAUGCGUUACAUCUUGCUUGUCUUGGGCGUUAUUAUUUCAAUUCACUACAUCAUGAGCUUUACGUAUGAGGAAUACGGAAAGGCGACAUCCAUCUCAAAUUUCGCAGAACAAUGGACUGCUCCGAAGUCAAACCCUCUCUACAAAACACCCGUGCCCGACGAGUACUGCAAGCCAGAUUCGCCCAUGCACUUACAAGAUCGCAAAGCGAAUGCCUCAAUCGUCGUACUUGUACGGAACUCUGAGCUUUGGGGAAUCAUGAGCAGUAUGAAGCAACUCGAGGAUAGGUUCAACAGGAAGUUCCAGUAUCCUUAUGUCUUCCUCAACGACGAGCCCUUUACGCAGAGCUUCCAAGACCACAUACGGGCCUUGACCAAUGCCACGGUCGAAUUCGGUCUCAUCCCACCCCACCAUUGGCAUCAACCAUCGUGGAUUGAUGAAGAACGAGCAAGCAAGUCUCGCGAUGACAUGAUUAAGAACGACGUGAUUUACGGAGGUAGAUACCGGAAUAUGUGUCGCUUCAAUUCUGGCUUCUUCUAUCGACAUGAGCUCUUGCAGAAGUACCGGUACUAUUGGAGAGUCGAGCCAGACAUCCAGCUUUUCUGCGACGUGGACUAUGAUCCUUUUCUUAUGAUGCAAGACCAAAACAAGGUGUAUGGCUUUACCAUAGCAAUAUCCGAAAUCCCAGCUACCAUCCCAACGCUAUGGGACGUUGUAAAGUCUUUCAUUGAUGCUAAUCCUGACACCGUGGUUCCUGGCAACGCGAUGGAAUUUCUCUCUGAUGAUGAUGGAAAGUCCUACAGCCUAUGUCACUUCUGGAGCAACUUUGAAAUCGCAGAUCUUGACUUCUGGCGAGGCGAGGCAUACUCGAAAUUCUUCGAAUAUCUUGAUGAGCAGGGUGGAUUCUAUUAUGAACGUUGGGGAGAUGCACCAGUUCAUAGCAUCGGAGCUGCACUGUUCGCGAAGAAGGAACAAAUUCACUUCUUCAAUGACAUCGGGUAUCAACAUGAGCCCUUCGAGCACUGUCCACAGGGUGAUGUGCACACGAAAGGAAAAUGCUGGUGCAACCCUGAUGAGAGUGUCGACUAUCAGAUAUAUUCAUGCCUUAACCGAUAUGAUAAGUUAUUCUCGUAGACCGAAACAUCAGUGCUAUCACAGCGCAUGUUCUUAGCAGUGAGCGAUGUGUCCCUAUACGACACUAUAGAUGCCACACUCCACGAUCUGCAGUGUCUACCUCUGAAAGGCGUAUUCACGAUGAACUUUACUACACGAUAUGGUUUUGACUUACAGAAUUGAUUGCAAAUAUAUUGGUAUUG
Suillus plorans is the source of this 1671-nucleotide messenger RNA. RefSeq names its product glycosyltransferase family 15 protein. Bases 347 to 1489 code for a protein of 380 amino acids. Gene Ontology annotation, biological process: protein N-linked glycosylation; cell wall mannoprotein biosynthetic process. NCBI's taxonomy places the organism in Eukaryota, Fungi, Basidiomycota, Agaricomycetes, Boletales, Suillaceae. Gene Ontology annotation, cellular component: Golgi apparatus; membrane. Gene Ontology annotation, molecular function: alpha-1,2-mannosyltransferase activity. The record is from RefSeq and is a predicted model, not a curated record. The transcript is spliced from 11 exons.